AUGCGGAUCCCGGCCCCACAGUACCAUAAACGGGCUGCGGUCAUUGCCGUCCCCCUUGCCAGCUCUCCAGGACGUGGGCCGGUUGCUGGUCUGUUUGCGGUGAGCUCUGGCAGUCCCCAAACGACCACACGGAUGUUUGGACAGGCUGGCGCCGAGCUGGACUCACCGAAAGACCCAGCAGGGAACACAGGUUUUCCAGUUGAAAAAUUCGACAUGGAGGUUGCCGCUUGAGACCAGGAAUGUGGAGCGGGACCUUCGGACUCUAGAUUUCUGUGGCACCUCAGGAUAUCCACCUUCGCCUUAGGAUCUGGCAUGUUUUUAUUUGCGUUCAGAAGUGUGUACCUUCAUGACGAGUUCAGCGUCCAGCCAGAGCUCCCUCGUCCUGCUCGGGCCGGCCGGAUGCCGAAGCUUCUACCCGAGGCACACCUCAGGACCCUCUUUUCCUACAAUGGAAUCUGGCUUUUCCCAAAAAAUCAGUGCGAAUGCGAAACCGAAUAUCAUGGCUACAACUUAGAGGAUGCCUAUGGCCGGACAGACCUCCCUGCAGUGAAAGCGAGAAGACAGGCUGAAUUUGAACACUUUCAGAGGAGAGAGGGGCUGCCCCGCCCCCCGGCCCUGCUGGCUCCGCCCAACCUGCCCUUCGGGUACCCGGUGCACGGGGUGGAGGUGAUGCCCCUGCAGACAGUUCCCAUCCCAGGUCUCCAGUUUGAUGGACCCAACGCCCCCAUCUACAAGGUCACCCUGACAGCUUCUCUGGGGACACUCAACACCCUCGUUGACAUCCCGGAUAGUGUGGUGCAGGGCAGAGGCCAGAAGCAGCUGAACGUUUCCACCAGUGACCGGAAGCUUUUGAAUUUCAUUCUCCAGCACGUGACCUACACCAGCUCGAUGUACCAGCACCACGGGGUGGAUGUGGUGAGUCUGAAAUCCAAGUCCUCAAUAGCCAAGUUUCCAGUGACCAUCCGCCAUCCUGUCAUGCCCAAGUUAUAUGACCCUGGACCAGAGAGGAAACUCAGAGACCUGGUAACCAUUGCCACCAAAACUUUUCUCCGUCCCCACAAGCUCCUGACCAUGCUUCGGAGUGUUCGUGAGUAUUAUCCAGACUUGACUGUGAUCGUGGCUGAUGACAGCAAGGAACCUUUGAAAAUUAAUGACAGGCAUGUGGAGUACUACUUCAUGCCCUUUGGGAAGGGUUGGUUUGCUGGCAGGAACCUGGCCGUAUCUCAGGUCACCACCAAAUAUGUUCUCUGGGUGGACGAUGACUUUCUCUUCAACAACGAGACCAAGAUUGAGACGCUGGUGGAUGUUCUGGAGAAAACGGAACUGGAUGUGGUAGGCGGCAAUGUGCUUGGAAACACGUUCCAGUUUAAGCUGCUGCUGGAGCAGAGUGAGAAUGGGAACUGUCUUCACCGGAGGCCAGGAUCUUUCCAGCCCCUGGAUGGCUUCCCCAACUGUGUGGUGACCAGUGGCGUUGCCAACUUCUUCCUGGCCCACACAGAACGACUCCUAAGGGUUGGCUUCGACCCUCGCCUGCAACGAGUGGCUCAUUCAGAGUUCUUUAUUGAUGGGCUCGGGAGCUUGUUUGUGGGCUCAUGCCCAGACGUGAUAGUGGGUCACCAGGCCCGUUCUCCAGAGGUGGACCCAGAGCUGGCUGCCCUGCAGAAGACCUAUAGCAAGUACCGGGCCAACACCAAUGCCCAGAUCCAGUUCAAGCUGGCUCUCCACUACUUCAAGAACUACCUCCAAUGCUUCAUGUAAAGGUGCCCGGGCACAGAAAAGCACUGGG
This is a messenger RNA of Miniopterus natalensis, 1786 nucleotides long. It is a transcript of the gene B4GALNT2, whose product is annotated as beta-1,4-N-acetyl-galactosaminyltransferase 2 (SID blood group). NCBI's taxonomy places the organism in Eukaryota, Metazoa, Chordata, Mammalia, Chiroptera, Miniopteridae. The record is from RefSeq and is a predicted model, not a curated record. Gene Ontology annotation, molecular function: acetylgalactosaminyltransferase activity. Gene Ontology annotation, biological process: UDP-N-acetylglucosamine metabolic process; UDP-N-acetylgalactosamine metabolic process. Gene Ontology annotation, cellular component: Golgi membrane.